UGGCAUCCUCUCCUCGCCUUCAGUUCACUCUCAGACGUAAGGGGAGGAGGGUGCGUGUUACUCCUCCUCAUGCAACAUUGACUCUCUCAGUGGGACAAAUAUUACACUUGAGGAAUUCCUGAAGCACAGUGCGGCCAUAGGAAGUGAAAAGUGAAGAAAAAUUUAAAGUGAGUGACAGUGACCCAGUGAAAUAAAGUGAAGGAAGGAAAGACUACUACAACUACUACUACUACUACUACUACUACUACUACCGCUACUACUACUACUACUACUACGACUCGGAAGUGAUAGAAGGUAGUAGUUAACGCAUCACCAACCUCACCAUCACUACAACAACAACAACAACAACAACAACAACAACAACAACAGAAGAGAUGGAAAAGAAGCAUCGGUGGUGGUGGUGGUGGCGGUGAUGGUGAAGACUUUUCCACCGAUGAUGAUGAUGACGGUGAUGGUGAAGGUGGGCUGAGUGAGUCGCGCCCGGAGUCAGCGUAGAGGUGAAGGCCGCUGCGCCCAGCCUCCCAGCACCAUGUGAGUCAGCUCCCCGCAAGUGCUGACGGGUGCUGACUGCUGCUGCUGUCGCCCACCCACCUACCUACUCACUCACUCCCCCAGCGCCGCGUGUAGUGGUGGUGGUGGUGGCGGUGGGCGGACGGCAAACUAACCUAAACCGAACCAACCACGGAAGGAGGAGAAAAGAACCCGAAAAAGAGGCGAGAAUCGAAGCAAGAAGAGAUGGGCAUGGUGGAGGUCGGCCUGAGAGUGGUGAGGGGGCCGGACUGGAAAUGGGGCGAACAGGAUGGAGGGGCAGGGCACGCGGGGACGGUGGUGGAGGUGGGUCGUCCGGGCUCGUCCACCACCCCCGACAGGACAGUGGUAGUGCAGUGGGACGCUGGGGCAAGGACCAACUAUCGCGUGGGUUACCAGGCUGCCCACGACCUGACCCUGCUGGAUAAUGCUCCGAUUGGCGUGAAGCAUCCCAGCCACAUAUGCGAUGGGUGCCGGCAGACGGCCAUCUCGGGCAUACGAUGGAAAUGCAACUCCUGCUUCGACUACGACCUCUGCACCAACUGUUACAUGGGCGACAAGCACGACCUGGCGCACCCCUUCAUCCGCUACGAGACGGCGUCCUCCAAGGGGGUUGACGUGGGAGCGAGGAAGAAUGCAGAGAAGAUUCCACUCCAGGGCAUUUUCACCGGGGCCAAGGUUCAGCGAGGCCCCGACUGGGAUUGGGGGAACCAGGACGGGGGAGAAGGCAAGCAUGGUAAGGUGACAGAGAUCCGUGGCUGGGACAACGAGUCGGGUCGCUCUGUAGCCAACGUGACCUGGGCCAGCGGGUCAACCAACGUGUACCGGGUGGGCCACAAGGGCAAGGUGGACCUCAAGGUGGUUUGGCCAGCCACGAACGGACAUAUCUACUUCCAUCACCUCCCCGUCCUUGGCAAGCAGGAAGAGUGCAGCAGCAGUGUUGAGGCAGCAGUGGCCCCCGUGCCCCGACACCUGCCCUUCGCGGUGGGGGAGCGGGUGCGUGUGGUGGUGAGUGUGGAUGAGCUGCGCACGAUGCAGGAAGGUCACGGUGGCUGGAACCACAAGAUGGCCGAGUUCCUCGACAAGGUGGGCGUGGUACAUCGCAUCACGGACAAGGGUGAUGUGCGGGUGCAGUACGAGGGCUACGCCACGCGCUGGACCAUACACCCGCAGGCCCUGGCACGGGUUACCUCCUACUCCCCCGGCGAUGUGGUCACUGUCAUAUCAGACGUCGCCAAGGUGAAGGAGUUCCAGAAGGGGCACGGCGAGUGGAUCGAGUACAUGAUCAGUGCCCUGGGAAAGACCGGUGUCGUGGCUCGUGUGUACUCCGACGGGGACCUGCGAGUGAACGUGGAGGGCAAGACUUGGACCUUCAACCCCCUGUGUGUGGUGCCGGCCCCCCGCAGCGCCGAGUACAACAACACCAUGCGGGCCAAUGAGCGCCAGGACCACAACACCGAGGGAGGGACGUCAGGUGGAGGUCACAUGGCAACCAUCCUGCACCAGCUGCUGGACUCUGAGGCAGACUCUACUGUGGUGGACCACCUGGUGAGGGAGGCGGCCCAGGGCCACACCCAGGCUGUGGCGCACCUCCUGGAGAAACAGCCAGACAAGGUUGACGGCAAAAGCUCAGGGAAGACGUGCCUGCAAGUGGCAUGUCACCAGGGCCACAUGGACAUGGUGCGCCUCCUCCUGGACCACAAGGCAUCGCUCGACAUAGCGGAUGAUGAUGGUGACCUUGCCCUCCACUACGCUGCCUUUGGAAACCAGCCAGAGAUCAUGGAGCUGCUGCUGAGGAAGGGCGCCUCCAUCAACGUGGUGAACAAGGCUCGCUGCUCGGCCCUCCACGUGGCAGUCAACAAGCAGCAUGCGGCCUGCGUCAAGGUGCUCGUCAAAUACAACUGUGAUGUCAACGUCCAGGACUCAUAUGGGGACACAGCCCUGCACGACGCAAUAGGGAAGGAGAGCGUGGAGAUCCUGGAGCUGCUGGGCAACUGUCCGCACCUGGACGUGACACUGCGCAACAAGAGGGGCUUCAACGUCCUGCACCAUGCCGCCCUCAAAGGGAACAAUUUUGCGGCUGAGAAAUUAGUGCUGCGGUCGAGGCAGCUGGUGGACGUGAGGAAGGAGGACGGGUUUGCGGCACUGCACUUGGCGGCUCUCAAUGGGCAUCGGCAGGUGGCGGAGACCCUCAUCACCCUGGGCAAGGCAGCCGUCAACAUCACCAAUAACAAGAGGCAGACGCCCCUCCUGCUGGCGGUGUCUCAGGGUCACUGUGGUGUGGUGGAACUGCUGGUGAACCACAGUGCAGACAUCACCGCCUGUGACGAGGAUGGGGACACUCCGCUCCACCUGGCACUGCUGAAAAACUCCACCACCUCCCUCACGCACCCCACGCAUGCACCCAACAUCACCAAGAUCCUGGCAGACAUCGGGCAACGUGGCUUCAAGAACAACGUGUCCCUGGCGUUGGCUUGCUUCCUGGCACAGCGAGGGUGUAGCGUGACAUCCGCCAACCACCGCAAUAAGACACCGCUUGACCUUAUCAAUGACACCAACACCAUUGACCUCCUGCAGAGCUACACACCCCAGGCUGGUGGAGGCAGCUUGGCACGCAUUGAGAUGGACCUGAAGGCCCUGGACCUGGCUGCUGAGAGCCUCCGCCACCACAAGAUUGACCAGGUCUCUUCAGAGUGUCCUGGCAGCCCCUUAAUCCAUCCCAAGCCCCGGUCCUUCUCCCAGCCUGUUAGUCCAGCCAGGGUGGUUGGGGAGACCAGCAAGGGGGCACCCAUAGGCCAGGAGCCUAUGAAUGACUGUGAUGUAGAAAAGCAGGUGGAGGAGGACAGUGGGGAGUGCUCCAUCUGUGUGGAGUGUCCAGCAGAGGUGGUGUUCCAGCCAUGUGGACACUGCCUCACCUGUGAAGACUGUUCUACCAGGAUCAAGAAGUGCUUCCAGUGUCAUAUGGUCAUCAUGUCAAAAAUCACCAAAGAUGGCAGAACAGUCUCCAGCAAGGCGAGGCAGCCAUCAGCAGAGCGACUGCGGUAUCUAGAGACCAAAAUAGCAGAGAUAGAGGAGGCCCACUGCUGCAGCAUAUGUAUGGAGCGGCGCAGAAAUGUAGCGUUCCUAUGUGGACAUGGUGCAUGUGUCAUCUGUGCUCAGACACUCAAGACUUGUCACAUGUGCCGCAAGCCAAUAUCCAAGAAAAUUAAUUUAUACUAAAAUAUAAAAUAUAGAUAAAGUGGACUGUAAGCUGUGUUUGUAGCUUACAUGUUGUGAAUAUUACUUAAUUUUCUUAGUUUAAAGAAAAGAGUUAUUUAAUUUUGGUCAGAAGUACCAUGACACUAACUUAUAAAAGACAGUGAGUGAAAAAGUGAUAGUUUAUUCCAUCUCUGAAAAAUGGAACUUUUUAUGCUUCCAUGUGCAUAAUGUCAUGGCAGACCCUCAAAAACCUUGCCAUUUUUAAGUUAUGAAAACCUGGUGCUACAAAGUUUGUUUUUAAUUGAUAAGUUAUAAGUUCUACACUAAAGGAAUUGAUGGAAUCAUCUGAAAGACACCACAACACACUGUGAACUGAACAGCAAGUCAGCACACAAUCAGCAUAACACGUGGUGCUCUACCUGCCAAUGCAAGUGUGUAGCGAGGGCACAAAUAUAGUCAGUAUGUGUAGUGAAACCUUAUCUAAAGCUCUCCAGUGACUGAAUUCAUCAUAUCAUAAGUUCUGUCUUGUUUCUCUUUCAUAUUUGUGAUAUUUAGGAGGAAUGGUGGUUUGUGUCAAAAGUAGUCACUUCCCUGCUUCUUGUGCCUGAGAAUGGCAACUGUAAGGCAGCAGCAGGGCAAGCAGUGCAGGCAGCGUGUUCAGCAGUCUAGGGAUAUCUUAUCAGGGAGGCAAGCAGUGUGUGUGUGAGGUUGUGUGGUGAGUUGCAGAGUGAGUGUUGCUGAAUAUGCACCCAGCGUCUCAGAGCUAAUAAAGUACAUACAUCAUUGGUCUCUGCCAGUCCAAAUUACACUGCAGGUAAUAAGAGGAUAUAUAUCAUUGAGUCAAGAGAGUUUUUGGAUUUAUGAUUAUACAAACUUGAGACUUGGGGUGCUUUGUAAAACAUAGGUAGUGUGUGAGGACUGAAACAUAUCACUUCAUCUGUGAAACUGCUGUUCUAUGUUAUUCAGCCGUGCACGCUGUAUACUACUUCAGUUCUGAAUAAUUUGUGUAAGUCUGACUAGCAAGUGCAUGUUAUGUAUGUGUUAUGCCACUCGCUGCUGCUGACUUGACCACACAGGCGAGGCGAGGGAAUGUCUGCCUCAGCUGAAAGAUUGCUUAGUUGCUGAUUUUAUGUUAAGCCUUGAGGCAUUCCUAAGUCAUUCAUCCACCAGUCCAAGACUUCCCCCUAGGGCACCACCUAAAGUCCAAGUCCACUGCCUCCCCCAGGAGUUCCCUUACAUUUUUCUCUGCUAUGACAUACACAAAAAAUGGUAGACUAUUAAUUAACAGGAGGAGUGGGCUAGUCCAUUUUAGGUGCUAUUUAUUCUGUGACUCUUAUCUGCAUAAGAAAACAUAUUUUAGUGCAGCCUCUUAUAAUCUUAAUAUGCAUAAUUUAUAGCAAGGUUUCACAGGACAAGUAGUGGAUGAGGUAGAGUAGUGUUUUGACUGAAGACUUAAAAAGUUCAUGAUACAUAGUCUCUUGUGCACAAGAUGAAUGGUGACUUCUGGUGUCCACAAUGUGUGAGUCUAUCCCAGUCUUCCCCCAUGAGGGUGAUGCACAGCUGACCUCCAUGGGGCAGCCUCCUAUGUCCUAUCCUUCAUGUAGUGGUUAGCAGCUUGGCAACACACACACACACACACACACACACACACACACACACACACACACACACACACACACACACACAACUGUUGUGUUGCCAAUAUAACAAGUUCCUUUUACUGUAUAACCAAGUUUGUACUUCACUUGUAGCACAGAGGGUGAACGCACCGAGGUGGGAGGACAGACAGCAAGAACCACAGCUGUCUUGGCAUAAUUAUGUAAUCUCUUGUUUUGGCACCAUUUAAGAAUUAAUUAAUUGCUCUCUCUCUCUCUCUCUCUCUCUCUCUCUCUCUCUCUCUCUCUCUCUCUCUCUCUCUCUCUCUCUCUCUCUCUCUCUCUCUCUCUCUCUCUCUCUCUCUCUCUGCCAAUGAUGAUGAUGAUGAAAAGGGACCAUAUCCUGUCACACACACACACACACACACACACACACACACACACACACACACACACACACACACAGGAGUUGGACACCAUUGAAAGUAUAAGCAUUGUCAGUCUCCUAUAUUGGGUUUGAUGUAUAUUUAUCAAGGAGAAUACACAAAGGACGAGUGCAAUAAUUCACCAAACUGAACAUGGUAUCACCCAAAUACUACCUUACUGCCUCUAAGGUUUGCCAAGGAACACACUCGAGGAAGGAGCCUAAACCACGGGGACUUAAGUGCAGCUGUUUCCCAAAGCUCGUUUAUACUGAAAGAUAAUAAAAAUAAACUUCCCUUCCCU
This is a messenger RNA of Eriocheir sinensis (Chinese mitten crab), 6047 nucleotides long. It is a transcript of the gene mib2, whose product is annotated as E3 ubiquitin-protein ligase MIB2-like. The record is from RefSeq and is a predicted model, not a curated record. Lineage: Eukaryota; Metazoa; Arthropoda; Malacostraca; Decapoda; Varunidae. Gene Ontology annotation, cellular component: cytoplasm. Gene Ontology annotation, molecular function: protein binding; zinc ion binding; ubiquitin-protein transferase activity. The transcript is spliced from 19 exons. Bases 736 to 3747 code for a protein of 1003 amino acids. Gene Ontology annotation, biological process: protein ubiquitination.